CUCACCCGCCAUGAGACUCUUGCCGUUCAUCUUAACGUUGGCUUGCUGGCUACACUAUGUCUCUGCAGAUGAGGCCGAAAAUGCGUCGAACCACACAAACAACUGGGCUAUCAUCGUGUCAACGUCGCGGUUUUGGUUCAACUACCGCCACAUGGCGAACGCGCUCAGCAUGUACCGCACAGUGAAGCGCUUGGGGAUCCCAGACUCGCAGAUCAUUCUCAUGCUUUCCGAUGAUGUUGCGUGCAACCCCAGAAACGCCUUCCCCGGUGCUGUCUUCAACAACGCCGACAGACAGUUAGACUUGUACGGUGACGCCAUCGAGGUGGACUACAGAGGCUACGAAGUGACGGUGGAGAACUUUGUCAGAUUGUUGACUGACCGAUGGGGCCCCGAGCACCCGAAGUCCAAGCGUUUGUUGACAGACGAGCGGUCCAACAUUUUCAUCUAUUUGACCGGCCACGGGGGCAACGAGUUCUUGAAGUUCCAGGAUGCGGAGGAGAUCAGCUCCUACGAUAUUGCGCACGCGUUUGAGCAGAUGCACGAGAAGAGGCGCUACAACGAGAUCUUCUUUAUGAUCGACACGUGUCAGGCCAACACGAUGUACUCGCGCUUCUACUCGCCAAACAUUUUGGCUGUGGGGUCGUCCGCCUACGAGGAGUCCUCGUACUCCCACCACUCGGACACGGAUAUCGGGGUGGCUGUCAUCGACCGCUUCACUUACUUCAACCUUGAGUUUUUGGAAAAAAUCGAGAAGAACUCCUCCCAGACGAUGUCGGACUUGUUUGCUUUGUACACAUUUGAAAACAUGCACUCCAAUGCGGGGAUUAGCACCGACGCCUUCCCGCGCAACCUUUCCGAAGUGAAGAUAACUGACUUUUUUGGCAAUGUCCAGACUGUCGCAAAGGAUGAAUCGCAAGAUGACAUCUUGUACAUGCUCAACCACGACGAGAGCGGCACCUACAUCGGUCAGUCAGAAACCGUCACGCCCAGAGCUAUUCAUAGUGGCACGGCUGUGAUCAACGCCGAGUUGGCCGCGUCCAAGCUCUCGAGCAGCAACACCGCCGUGAGUCUUUUAUCAUUGGCCGGCUUUACUGCCAUCUGGUACUUUGCCAGCUACAAGUUGAAGUUGUAAAAAAAAAAAACG
Molecule: messenger RNA, 1144 nt
Organism: Babjeviella inositovora NRRL Y-12698
Lineage: Eukaryota; Fungi; Ascomycota; Pichiomycetes; Serinales
Gene: GPI8
Product: GPI-anchor transamidase
Exons: 1
Coding region: 11-1132 (373 amino acids)
Biological process (GO): proteolysis; attachment of GPI anchor to protein; protein localization to cell surface
Cellular component (GO): GPI-anchor transamidase complex
Molecular function (GO): GPI-anchor transamidase activity
Source: RefSeq, a predicted model, not a curated record